Molecule: messenger RNA, 824 nt
Organism: Closterium sp. NIES-67
Lineage: Eukaryota; Viridiplantae; Streptophyta; Zygnematophyceae; Desmidiales; Closteriaceae
Source: the annotation of a GenBank genome assembly
UAAUCUUGAAACCCUUGUUCUUCUCUCUGAACGUGAAGCUGAGCUUACUUCCUAACAUUACAAGCCUAGUCCCUGUGCCAUACUGCUAGCGUUAUCGUUGUGCAAAACAGCCCGCCAGCAUGCCUGUUGAUGUUGCCGAUAUGUCUUGUCCUAAGCUUCUCAGACCCGAGGCCUGUACUGGUGAUGUCGUCCGGCCCCAGCCUGUUAAGUAUGGAGGGCGGUUUUCUCCUCCAUCAGACUUGGUGAAGCACAGUAGUUGUCUUCGGUCCUGUAGUAGAGGAGACAACGAUAUUGGCUCCGAGCUCCUCGAUAUUUUCUUAUCGAAAAGCGAUGGCGGUGGAAGUUUCAGCUCGUUGGCGUUCACACCACCUUGUAGAUCCAGCAAUCCGCUUAUUAGAGACAUUAACUUCGUACAGUCGAACUCGCCAUCGGCGAACAUUUUCCCAGUUUCCUGUCGGGUUUCCGCAGCCGUCGCACCUGUUCGCAGGGUCGAGGGGUUUUUCUCCCCUCGCGUUUUUGACAGCGGUUGCCCCAGCUCAUCUGGUAUACUAUAAAUACCUGGGACGCUUGGAGAGGAGGAGAUUGGGUGCAGAGUGCAAUCAUGUUGUCGUGGGAGCUCCUGCAGCCGUCAGCUUCAAUCCUUCAAGCGUCUGGAGGGUUGUAAAUGCCAUUUUUGCCCUAGGAAAGACGUUAUCGUCUUCGAUUUUUGUGGCGAAAUCAGUUGCUGUAUAUAGGAUUACAGCCCUUAGUGCUAUCUGUAUGCUUAAUCAGCAAUAUAAUGUUUUGACAGAUGUAUCCAUGUUCAAUAAUGGCUGUUCGUUCGC